Molecule: messenger RNA, 2512 nt
Organism: Odontomachus brunneus
Lineage: Eukaryota; Metazoa; Arthropoda; Insecta; Hymenoptera; Formicidae
Gene: Trm1
Product: probable tRNA (guanine(26)-N(2))-dimethyltransferase
Exons: 2
Coding region: 467-2065 (532 amino acids)
Biological process (GO): tRNA N2-guanine methylation
Cellular component (GO): nucleus
Molecular function (GO): RNA binding
Source: RefSeq, a predicted model, not a curated record
UCAUCCAGGUACACUCUAUUACUAGAAACACUAUAGUAUAUGUUACAUAUAUUAUAGCACUUCUAGUAAUAGAAUACACCCGGGUGUGGAAUCUGAACGCAGUCCUAUAUGUCGAUGGUUCUAAGAAGGUCUGCAUCCAGAGAAAGAGGAAGAUAUUAGGCGAAACAUAACCUUGACAGCGCAUUAUUGUGAGAAAAUAGUAUCUUCUUCGAAAGUAUUUUUUUCGUAUAGUAUUUUUUGAAAGAAACGAGAACGAGUGUAGCGUAAGCAAUAAUUUUCAAAAUAUUUUAAUUAAUACUUAAAUAUUGAAAUGCUAUCAAGUAUAAAUUAAUAUGAUAUAUAAUAAAUUAACAUGUACAUUUUUCUAAUUCGAAAUAUCGGUGAAGUUGUGUUAACGUUGUGCGACGUUGUACAAAAUAUUAAAAUUUUUUGACGUAUAUACGAAGCAUUAAUUCAUAUAAAAAGCAUGGAAGAUGAACAGAGUGCAAAGAAAGCCAAACUUGAUGAAAUUCCUGUCAUAAGUGAAGGAAAAGCACAAAUAUUGGUCAUGACUCAGAAUGUAUUUUACAAUCCAGUUCAAGAGUUUAACCGAGAUCUCAGUAUAGCUGUAUUAACAAUAUUUGCAAAAGACAGAUGGAAUGAAAUAUCACAGAAAAGUAAAUUAGAAAGAGAGAGGAAUAAUGAAACUAAUACAUUACACAAUAUAGAGAUAAAUAUAGAUAGCCAGAAAGGUAUUACGAUAUUAGAGGCUCUAUCAGCAACUGGUUUGCGAAGUAUACGGUAUGCUAAGGAAAUAAAAAAUGUCCGACAGAUUGUAGCUAAUGACAUUUCUGUAAAGGCAGUAGAAAGCAUUAGACGAAACGUAUUACAUAACAAUGUUGAAAAUCUGAUAAUGCCUUCUCAAGAAGAUGCUAUGUUAUUGAUGUAUCAACACAGACGUGAUCGCUUCGAUGCGGUUGAUCUGGAUCCGUACGGUUGCCCCUCUAUAUAUCUAGAUGGAGCAGUGCAAUGUGUAUCGGAUGGCGGAAUACUUUUGAUUACAGCUACUGACAUGGCUGUACUAGCUGGCAAUGGUCCAGAAACCUGUUAUUAUAAAUAUGGAGCAAUAUCCAUAAAAUCGAAAUCUUGUCACGAAAUAGCGUUAAGGAUAUUAUUACAAUGUAUUGCAUCUUAUGCAGGGCGUUAUGGACGAUAUAUAAUACCAUUAUUAUCUGUAAGCGUUGAUUUUUAUAUAAGAGUAUUUGUCAAAGUCUUCACAAGCCAUGAUAAAUGCAAGGAAAACUCUACUAAGAUAGGAAUGCUUUAUCAGUGUACAGGAUGCGAGAGUAUUAAGUUUCAAACAUUAGUAACAAAGAAGCCUUCCAGUAAUUAUAAAUUAUUAUGUGCACCUGUAGUGGACCAAUUAUGCGAACAUUGCCGUCACUGGCAGCACAUGGGUGGUCCAAUAUGGCUGGGUCCUUUGCAUGAUCAAGCGUUUGUAUCACAAAUGUUAUGCAAUCUUAGUAGCAUGGAGCUGGGCACGCUGAAAAGAAUGAAAGGUGUUUUGACUAUGAUACAUGAAGAACUGGAUGUUCCUUUGUAUUAUAAUCUAAAUCGCUUGAUGUCCAUAGUUAAAUGUCAGGUCCCACCAAUGUUAGUGUUCAGAUCAGCGUUAUUAAACGCAGGAUAUAAAGUGUCAUAUUCGCACGCAAAUAAAGUCUCGAUCAAGACGAAUGCAUCAAAUAACGUAAUAUGGGAUAUCGUACGCGCUUGGGAAAAAAAGCAUCCUGUGAAAAGAGAGAAGCUAGCUGUAAAUAGUCCGGCCGAACGAAUACUCAAUGCAUCGUCAACGAUAGAGAUUUCACUCGAUAUACAUCCUCUUGCAAAUCCAAUUUCUCGGCAAAAACAUUUAUCUCGCUUCCAAAAAAAUCCUACUGUAAAUUGGGGUCCUGGUGUCCGUGCUAGAACAAGAGUGGACAUCGAAAAUAAGAUGGAAGAUUUGAAAAAAGUGAGAAAUCAGAACAAGAAUAGUAAAAAUAAAUCUGCUGCAGCUAAACAGUCAGUGGUACUAAAUUUGAAUGACUGAAUGUUGAACAUGAAUGAUAACAAAUUUAAAAAAUUUUCUAGGAUUUUUGUAUACUCGUAUAUAUAAUAUGUAAGGCAUGAGGUUGUCGAUACUUGGAUUUGUGAUCAUAGAUUACGUCUCACAUAUUAAAUGUAGCAAAAUUUUUAUGUGCGUAAACUUCGAAUAAUUUAUCACGAAUAGACUUAGCUCUACGUCCAUACAAUCGACAAAUGAAAGUUAUUUGCGUACAUUUAUAUCAUUAUUUUAGAUUGUACGACAAAUAUAAAUAUAUCUAUUUUAUGUCUAAUAAGAUAUCUUUACGACAAAUAUAAAUAUAUCUAUUUUAUUUCUAAUAAGAUAUCUUUUAUAUAUUUUUCAAUAUUGCAUAUUUUUUUGGGACGAGUUUCGCGACCUUAUUCCUGUGCCUUUAACCUGCUAUUUGGAAUAAAGUGUUUAUGAGACAUAUAA